AAUUUGCCCUUUUCACAGCAGCCAUUGUGACAUGUCAUUGCAGGGUAAACACAGGUGUAAAUAAUAAUAUUAAUUAUGGCACAGUUCCAUUUAGGUGGGUCAGGACCCUGGUAUUGUGCAUGCUGGCUCACUGGAAUAGCUGUGACACACUAAAUAGAAUGGGACCAUAAUUAAUUUGAUCAAUUACACCUGUGUUUGCCCUGCUAUGACAUGUCAAAAUGGCAGCUACAUUUCUCUAAUGGCUGGCAGAAGAGUCGUGGUAUUCCCCUCCUCAGCGGAGCUCGGCCCGGUGCUGGCCCAGCUGGUGACCUCUCGAGCUGAGAAGGCCAUCGCCUCUCGUGGCAGGUUUACCCUGGGUCUCUCUGGAGGAAGCCUUGUGUCCAUGCUCGGCAAAGAGCUGCCCGCCCGGUCAGGGCUGGACUGCAGCAAGUGGGUGGUUGGUUUCUGUGACGAGCGACUGGUUUCCUUCGAUGACCCUGAGAGCACCUAUGGGCUGUACAAGACUCAGUUGUUUUCCAAGGUCAACAUCCCGGACAGUGGGAUCUUAACCAUCGACUCCUCUCUGCCAGUCAGCGAGUGUGCUGAGGAUUAUACCCGCAAGCUGAAGGAGACGUUCCCAGACGACGGCGUCCCAGUGUUUGACCUGUUACUGCUGGGUAUGGGGCCUGAUGGACACACCUGCUCCCUCUUCCCAGACCAUCCUCUCCUGGAGGAAACCGAGAAGAUUGUGGCCCCCAUCAGCGACUCUCCAAAACCACCGCCUCAGCGUGUAACUAUGACCUAUCCGGUGGUGAACUCUGCACGCUGUGUGGCUUUUGUGUCAACAGGAGGAAGCAAAGCACCCGUUUUGAAGGAAGUACUGGAGGGAAGAGAGGAUCCAGCAUUUCCAGCAGCCCGCGUCGUCCCAACUAACGGCGAGCUGUUCUGGCUUGUUGAUGACCCCGCAGCUGCCUCCUUAACUAUCCAGGUAGAGCGGCUGAGUUCAGGGGCCAAACUCUAGAGCUUUCCAUCUGCCAAAUGAAGGCAGGACGUCAACACUGGUGUGAAAAAUGGUGAGAUAGGAUAUGGAGAUGAAUGUGUGUGUGUCAGAGUUUUAUUUUUAUUUUAGUAAGAUUUAAAGUCCCCCUCUACUCAAAAAAGUGUUUUGCUUAUUGUUACUUCUGACCUUCACUGUACAGAAUAAUGUUCAGUAUGUGCAAAGUUGGACACUAGAAGCAUAUCAUGGACCAAAUUGUGCAACGUUCACAAAUGUGAUGACGAAAAUUGAAACAUGCAGCACAUACACUGAGAAUAGACUUUUCAGUGAAGUGGGAGACACUGUCCAUCAUAUAUACUCUGGAUUUUUCAUACACGGAGAAUGAAUAGAUGUAAUUAUAUGAAUUUUGAAUCAUUAUUUCUCUGUGUUACGUGCCUGCAGGGCCAGACAGGCCCU
Molecule: messenger RNA, 1432 nt
Organism: Sebastes umbrosus (honeycomb rockfish)
Lineage: Eukaryota; Metazoa; Chordata; Actinopteri; Perciformes; Sebastidae
Gene: pgls
Product: 6-phosphogluconolactonase
Exons: 7
Coding region: 206-1000 (264 amino acids)
Biological process (GO): carbohydrate metabolic process; pentose-phosphate shunt
Molecular function (GO): 6-phosphogluconolactonase activity
Source: RefSeq, a predicted model, not a curated record